CGCUUGGCCCUCCGCGGCACCCGUAGAGGCCCGCCGGCCGCCCCCUCCCACCCGCGGCCUGUCGCGCCCAGGAGCCCCCGUGAGGGCCGCGGCGGCGCCGGCGGUACCGGGAAAAGAAAAUGCUGAGAAGUCUGAAAAGACUUGUGUCCCAUCCUCUGAAGCUGGACCAUGGCUGUGCCCUGCACACUGCAGCCAAGCAUUGCUUCAGUCCCAUGGUCAGCCAGGAUGUCCAAACCCCAGCAGAGACCCCAAGGGCAGUUUUCUACACCAGUGAGAAGGACCCGGCCAAGCACACAGAGCAGCAUGAGGGUCAGCACUACCACAUCCCACUGGAGGAGGUGAAAGCUGUGUUUCCCCACGGGCUGCCCCGGCGCUUCCAGCAGCAGAUUAAGACCUUCAAUGAAGCCUGUCUGAUGGUACGAAAACCUGCUCUAGAGCUUUUCUCUUACCUGAGAGGCACCAACUUUGCCCACCCAGCCGUCAGAUACGUCAUCUAUGGUGAGAAAGGAACAGGGAAAACCAUGACUCUGUGUCACGUGGUUCACUACUGCUCCAGGCAAGGCUGGCUGGUGCUGCACAUCCCAGAUGCUCAUCUCUGGGUGAAAAACUGCAAGGAGCUUCUGCCAUCUUCCUACAACAGAGAGCGCCUGGACCAGCCCCUGCAAGCAUCCUUCUGGCUCAGGAACUUCAAAGCCUCAAAUGAACACUUCCUACAAGAGAUUAAAACACAACGAAGGUACGUGUGGGGCAAACGAGAAAGCACCGAGGAGGGCAGACCCUUGGGUGAAGUGGUGGAGCAGGGUUUAGCUCGUGUGAGGGUUGCCAGUGAUGCUGUUGGGGUGGUGCUGAAGGAGCUCAAGCAGCAGAGUGACCUCGGCUCCUUCCGGCUUCUCGUGGCAGUGGACGGCGUCAACGCUCUCUGGGGAAGGACCACCUUAAAGAAGGAAGAUAAAAGCCCUGUUUCCCCAGAGGAGCUGACGCUCGUGUACAACCUGCGGAAGCUGAUGGUGAACAACUGGAAAGGAGGUGCCAUUGUGACAACCCUCAGCCAGACUGGCUCACUCUUCAAGCCCAGCUCUGCCUAUUUACCACAGGAGCUGCUGGGAAAGGAGGGUUUUGAUGCCUUGGACCCCUUUGUGCCCAUCCCGGUCCCCAACUACAGCCCCAAGGAAUUCGAGAGCUGUUACCGCUACUACCUGGACCGCAAGUGGCUGCAGCACGAGAAAGCUCACACGGAGGCCGGGAAGGAGGAGCUGCGGUUCCUGAGCGGCUGCAACCCGCGGCAGCUGGAGCGGCUGGUGGCCCCGCUCUAGUGCAAUAAAGAGUGGAGCAAGA
Colius striatus (speckled mousebird) is the source of this 1335-nucleotide messenger RNA. It is a transcript of the gene DAP3, whose product is annotated as death associated protein 3. The coding region runs from base 120 to 1313 and encodes 397 amino acids. Gene Ontology annotation, biological process: apoptotic process. Gene Ontology annotation, molecular function: structural constituent of ribosome. NCBI's taxonomy places the organism in Eukaryota, Metazoa, Chordata, Aves, Coliiformes, Coliidae. The transcript is spliced from 13 exons. Gene Ontology annotation, cellular component: mitochondrial ribosome; mitochondrial small ribosomal subunit. The record is from RefSeq and is a predicted model, not a curated record.